AUGUCCACCGGCGAUCCCUGGUCCUUCUCUCUUCGCAAUUCACUCUCUUGGGACGACGAAUCCCCACAAGGCUCUCCAACUCCGCUCAACCCAUCUUCGUCGCAAAAGUCCGAGGACGACGCGCGAAUACCUCCGCCCAACCCGUUCUCCAUCGCCAAGGUCAACGCCGCCAUUCGUGAUGCCAAUCAGCCCACACUCCCUCCGCAGUCAUCCAGAACCAACAAACCCAACAUUCUACCGCAAAAAGGGGUACUAGCGCUUGUUCGUAAGCAAGCCGACGUUCAGGAUGCAAAGCGCGCACGUGGAUUCCGACCAUCGGGAAAUCCUACACGCAAGGCGUCAACCACCAAGGAAAACGCACCCGAGGGUAGAAACGUUGGAAAGGGACUUGCAAAGGACGCAUCUACGAUUUUAGCUGCCAACGCAGCUCCCGUAAAUGCGCAUACAACCAAGUUCUCGCCGAAAUCCAUAGCACCCCACUCUCGCUCUCUUCUCAAUCCAACGGCUGCCUUGACUUCACCACCUUCUGCCCUCAACAUCGAGUCUCCCCAUCGGUCUCUAGAACAUAGCUCAUCGGGCUUCAACACCACGAUUUCGACCACUCGUUCACGUAUUGAUGCCAUCUUCUCGCCUCGUCGGACAGGAUUACCUUUCUCACAAUCGUCCCGGGAAACCGUCACGGCCAGGGCAACUGGUGCACAGAAGCCUGCUGUUUCUCUUGCGCAUCCUACCUCUUCUACUCCUGGAUCCCAAUAUAUAAAACCGACGACGUCGGGCGGAUCCUCUCUGCCUAGUUCGGCGAACUCUGACGGCCCAUCGAGGACUCUUGCUCCUCAUCCGGUGCGGCCCGGCCGCUUCUCCUCGCCUCUCAUGUCACGUCAACACGGCGCACCUACCGCUCCCGCUUCAUCUAUUCCAGUCGCUGGUGUGAACACGGGGUCAGACAAAUUUAGACAUGAAGUCUCUCAUUCCGUAUCUCGUGACGACUACUCGGAUCGCCGUGCAGACCAAACGUCGGGUGCUCAUCUGGUCUCGAAAGGUCGUUGCCUAGUUGCCUCUUCUCCCGUUGGUGUGAAUACAGCAGUUCCUGGGACCAGUGUUGGCUCCAAUUCCGGUUAUGCACGCGACUCUGCCUCUUUUGAUCUAGGAAAGGCGCGCGCUCAAACCCUUUCUCCGCGACAGCGCCCUGGGAACACCGCACCUCCCCCGCGCAAGCGACUCAGACCCUCCCCACACGGUCACGAAGAUGCAUCAGGACAUGCGGCAUCGUACUCUGAAGAGGACUUUCAUGCUCAUCUGGACUCUGAUCGCGCACUUACGCGAUCUGACCUCGCAUACACCAACGCCCACGAUGCAAGAGAGCUCGAUGGCUCAUACUCGGACCACGACACCCUGCCAGGGCACUCCUUCGCCGUUGACCCAAGGAAUGCGUAUGACUCUAGGAGCGCUAUGGACACUAUUCAGGACGCCGAACUUUCCGCGGAGGCUACUCAAGUAGAUCCCGGACUGCAGGCGCUCGACGAUCCGAUGGGGUAUGAUCUUCAUGAGGCCCCAUCCUCCACAACAUUGUACUCCCAGCUUCACGAAGAUGAGCCCGGAUACUCUUAUGCGCCGAGUCACGAUCUAGGCGAUGAUAUGCACGACUUCUCGUCAGAUCUCAGUAUGAGCAGUCUGCAAGUCUUGCCGCCCAGUGUCGACGCUCUCGGUCCUGUUCAGUUCUUCAGUUACGGGCCCGCUCGCGAUGAGGGUCAUGCCGAAUGGUUACCACCGUCGCGCGACUACCCAGUCGAAGACAGGGUGGUAUACGACGAAGACGAUCGUGAGCCAGCGCCCGGGAGUGCUCGCGCUUACCGCGCAACUGGGCAGCGGCGCCUCUCCUCGCCCCUUCCGACACUCCAUUCUUCGACUAAGCGCGGACGCUCUCCGUCUAUGUCGCUAUCACCAUCACCCCCGCCGAAGAGACGCGCGCCUGCUUCCAAACCCCAUCCACAAGCGCAGAACCUGUCCGCAUACGCGCAUCCAGCCUUUGCGACCGAUCCUGACGCAGGCUGGUCGACGCUACCUCCGCGGGCUAGUGCCAAGUCGACGUCGAAACUGAAGUCGAAGGGCGGCAAGUUCACAAUCCCUCUCGGGCGCCUGCUCGGUGGCGGGUCCGCGAACGCGGAGAAGGUGCGGGCGAAGGAGGUCGAGGCGUGGAAGAGGGACAAGGAGGACGUGCAAAGUCGGGAAAGGGGAAGGAAUGUGGAGAGAGAUGUGGCGAGUGCUCGGAGAGUGACGGUGUACCGUCCCCCACCGCGCAAGUAG
Messenger RNA from Peniophora sp. CBMAI 1063, 2304 nucleotides. The record is from the annotation of a GenBank genome assembly. NCBI's taxonomy places the organism in Eukaryota, Fungi, Basidiomycota, Agaricomycetes, Russulales, Peniophoraceae.